Messenger RNA from Anolis carolinensis (green anole), 2687 nucleotides. RefSeq names its product serine/threonine/tyrosine interacting protein (gene styx). Gene Ontology annotation, molecular function: protein tyrosine/serine/threonine phosphatase activity; F-box domain binding. Gene Ontology annotation, biological process: negative regulation of SCF-dependent proteasomal ubiquitin-dependent catabolic process; protein dephosphorylation; negative regulation of protein binding. NCBI's taxonomy places the organism in Eukaryota, Metazoa, Chordata, Lepidosauria, Squamata, Anolidae. The record is from RefSeq and is a predicted model, not a curated record. Gene Ontology annotation, cellular component: cytoplasm; nucleoplasm. The transcript is spliced from 11 exons. Bases 1571 to 2230 code for a protein of 219 amino acids.
GGGGGAGGAAGAGGGGGAGGAGGAAGGGCUGAGAGUGGGCGUGGCUAGAAAAAAGGACGAAGCGAGAUGAAAUGCGCGUGCGCGGCGGUUUUGAGGAUAAGGACCAAAAGUGGGCGUGGCUAGAUAGAUGGGGAAAGCGAGGGAGAGAGAAGCUUGUGUAUUCGUGACAGUUGAAGGAGGAAUGGGAGUGGGCGUGGUUUAGGGACAGUUGAGAGGGGGACAGAGAGUGGGCGUGGCUUAAGUAUAGUUGCCGACAGUACUGAGUGGGCGUGGCUUGAGUCCAGUCGAGAGAACGAGAGUGGGCGUGGCUUAGGGACAGCUGAAACAACGAGAGUGGGCGUGGUUUAGAUGCAGUUGAGGGAGGGUCGAAAGUGGGCGUGGCUUGGAUAUAUCUGAGGCGUGAUUGAGAGUGGGCGUGGUUUAGGGACAGUUGAGCGUACUGAGAGUGGGCGUGGCUUAAGGACAAUUAGGGAAGAAUGAGAGGACGUGAUUUAGGGACAGUUGAGGGAGAAAUGGGAGAGGGCGUGGCUUGGAUCCAGUUGGAGGGCUGAGAGUGGGUGUGGUUUAGGGACAUUUGAGGAACGAGAGUGGGCGUGGCUAAGGGACAAUUGAGGGAGGACAGAGUGAGCGUGGCUUAGUGACAAUCGAGAGUGCUGAUAGUGGGCGUGGCUUAGGGACAGUUGAGAGAAGACUGAGAGUGGGCGUGACAGGGACAGCCGAGAGGACCGAAAGGGGGCGUGGCUUAGUUACAGUCGAGUGAGAAUUGAGUGGGCGUGGCGUAGAAGGAAAGAAAAAGCGGGAAGUGCGCGUGCGCGGGAGGGAAAAGCCUGAGGACUGAAAGUGACCGUUGAGCGGGCUGUGAGUGGGCGUGGCUUAGUGACCGUUGAGAGGGCUGAGAGUGGGCGUGGCUUAGCGAAGCUGAGGGAAGACAGCGAGGGCGCGGCUUAGGGAACCGUCGAGGCAGGACUGAGAGUGGGCGUGGGGUAGAAAGAAUCGGGGGAAAAGAAUAAGGAUUAAGAAUGGACAUGGCUAGAUAAAGGAGGGGGGAAAAGAAAGGGAAGGAGAAUUAUUAGUAUUAGCAGUGGCAGUUGAGGGAGGAGGGGAGUGGGCGUGGCUUAGGGCCAGUCGAGGCAGGGUUGAGAGUGGGCGUGGCUUAGGGACGGAGGAGAAAAAAAAAAGCGAGGAGGGGAGUGCGCGUGCGCGGUGCUCGUGAGGCGAAAGAAGGCAGGGAAGAAGGAGUGACCGAUCGGAGUGGGAGGGGCCGGCUUGCUUUGCCUGCCUGCCAGCCAGCAGCAUGGCGGCUGGGCACGAGCCGCCGCCGCUGCCGCCUCCUCCUCCUCUUCUUCUUCUUUUUCCUUCUGCUUUCCCUUCCCUCCUCCUCCUCCUUCUUCCUGGAGGCCUGGCCUCUUCCACCGGAGCCCUGAGGCCCUUGCUCGGCCUCUUCCUUGGAACCCUUCUUCCCUACUGAGAGGAAAGGAGAGAGGAGGCAGCCUGACAGAGAAAGCGAGAAGAGAAAGGGAGGAGGAGGAGGAGGUCGCCGGGCCCGGUCCCUCGCCCUCGCCGCCCGGCUAUGGAGCUGGCCAAGCCGGUCUUCCCCGCGCUGCCGCAGCCGAAAGAAGACUCCGAGGACUGGACAUAUCCAAUGAGAAGAGAGAUGCAGGAGAUUUUACCUGGGUUGUUCCUGGGCCCGUAUUCUUCAGCUAUGAAAAGCAAGCUACCUAUACUUCAGAAGCAUGGAAUCACUCAUGUAAUAUGCAUAAGGCAGAAUAUUGAAGCAAACUUUAUAAAACCAAACUUUCAACAGUUAUUUAGGUAUUUAGUCUUGGAUAUUGCAGAUAAUCCCAUUGAAAACAUAAUAAGGUUUUUCCCUACGACUAAGGAGUUUAUUGAUGAAAGCUUACAAACUGGAGGGAAAGUUCUUGUCCAUGGGAACGCAGGGAUUUCCAGAAGUGCUGCCUUAGUUAUUGCAUACAUAAUGGAAACAUUUGGAGUGAAGUACAGGGAUGCAUUUACAUAUGUGCAAGAAAGAAGGUUUUGUAUAAAUCCCAAUGCUGGAUUUGUUCAUCAACUUCAGGAAUACGAAGCCAUCUAUCUUGCAAAGUUAACUAUCCAAAUGAUGUCCCCUCGACAGCUGGAACGGUCACUGUCUGUUAGUACAGGAAGCCUGAAACGUACUCAUGAAGAAGAUGAAGAAAUCGCCAAUAUGCAAGCAGCAGCUCAGAACGGUUGAUGCCAAGGGCCCCUCGGACUUGCUUUUGGGGACUUUCUUCUUGUGGCAGCUGCUAAUCUUACCAGGAUGAACAACCACCGGAUGUAAUUUUUAAAAAAUGGGAGACGAGUCCACCUUCCUUAUGCAAACCUGCUCCUCCAGUAGCACACCAAGCAACAUUGUAAAGGUAUUGGAUCCCUCGGCUGACUAGAUGGCACUGAUUGUUUUACUCCUCCUGGUCUUUUUUUUUUUUUACACUUUAUAGUUUUACCCUAAACCAAGACUUUGGACUUGCAAAGAGGUAUUAUUGCAAUAAUGCACUUUUCAUACUUGAAAAUUUCUUUAUUUGUAUUGCUAAAGUUAUUACUUAAGCAAAAAUGCAAGUGGGGAUGAUUUGUUUAUAAAGUUUUGUGUAAUUUAUAACAAGAGUAUUUAGUAAAAAAAAAGAAAGAAAAAAGAAACAAAUUCCUAAAAUUCA